This is a messenger RNA of Exaiptasia diaphana, 1580 nucleotides long. RefSeq names its product 50S ribosomal protein L16-like. Gene Ontology annotation, biological process: mitochondrial translation. Gene Ontology annotation, molecular function: structural constituent of ribosome; rRNA binding. The coding region runs from base 31 to 531 and encodes 166 amino acids. The transcript has 3 exons. Gene Ontology annotation, cellular component: mitochondrial large ribosomal subunit; ribosome. NCBI's taxonomy places the organism in Eukaryota, Metazoa, Cnidaria, Anthozoa, Actiniaria, Aiptasiidae. The record is from RefSeq and is a predicted model, not a curated record.
GCCCUCAAUGCAUGACGGGUAAGAAGAAAGAUGGCGGYCGAAGCCUUCAGAAAGGUUAUGAUGGCUUCACGUAUAGCAUGUCAACAUCAGACUUUAUUGUCAAGAGUAUUUCCAAGUUUAACUCRCUGUAUACGGGGUGUUUCUCAGAGCAAUCUACCUGUCUACUUCAAGUACAGAGACCAAUUAAAGUAUGGUAUUUAUGCAGUGAGACCAGGGCUCGUCAAAGACAAUGCACUAGAAUCAGCACGAUUAGCAAUAAUAAGAAAAGCCAAAACUAAGCAAGUUAACAUGAUCAAGGCACAGAUCCCAGUGUCUAAGAAAGCUCUUGGCAGCCGAAUGGGAAAAGGAAAAGGAAAAGUAGACCAUUAUGUUGCUAAUGUUAAAUCUGGAAAAUUGUUGUUUGAAUAUAGUUGCGACAGUGAAACUUUAGCUCAUGAAGCUUUUCGCCAAGCAAGCAAUAGACUACCAAUUAAGAUUCAUUUGAGAAUCAAACCAAGUACUGGUAACAAAGAAAUUUGGACACACUUUUGAUAUUAAAGUAUGACUGGAGUUGUUUAACUUGAAUUGGAAAGCAAAACAUGUUUUAUCUCCUCUUAAUAUGUAAGAACCAACUACAUAGUCUUUACYACAAAGGAAAUAGAAAAGGACUUUUUGACAUUUGAUAUAGUUUUUGUGGCUUCUGCUUAGUGUUAUGAUGAAGUCACUAUGCCAUUAUGUGGUGUAAAGGUUAGUGGUGUAGAUGUUAGUCAUUGUCAAAACUAGAACAUGCCUAUAAUGUCAAUAACAAAGGUUUUUGCAGCUCUUGUUUAAAAAAAGGCACAGAUGUUGUUGAGAUUUUAGGUUUUUUGUAAUCCAAGUUUUGAUUAAUUUAACAGCUUUCAUUUUGAUAUUCAAAGUGUAAAGGAGACCAAAAUUGUUUUGUUUUUGUUUUGCUUUUUAAGCUUUGCUUUAUAGUUCUCUGUGAAGUUGAAGUUUAGGGAAGAGGAGAAAUCAUAAUUAUGAUAUUCCUUAAUUCCAGAGUCUACACUGCAAUUUUGUUUCUUAAUUUCUGAUUAAAGUUACAUUCAUGAGAUAUUUAAGCAGGAACAAUAGGAUUGUACUUCAUUUGGUUCCAYUGAUGCUCACUGUAGAGCCAUCAGCUUCAUUUGCAAGCAACUCAUUUCUUGGGAUUCCUGUGCCAAGACUAAAGAGACUAAGCUAAAGACWGUCUAAAGAUCCCAUAACUCGCCCCAUGUAAAAGAAUCCAGAGAACUAGAGGAAUCCGGAUUCUUGGAUACGGAUUCCRGAUUCCAAAUCURUUUUUUACUGGAUUCUGGAUUCUCUUACAUGGGGYRRCAUAACAGUAUCUUGUGUAUGAGACAAAAAAAAACGGACGAUUAAAAAAAAAACAAUUUCCAAGAGAACUACAAAAGCUGAAGUACCCAACAAUAACAUUMAAAAUUUAUUGCUAUAAUACUUUAUAAAUAAUAUGUGCCUCCGUGCAUAAUAUAUAUCUGAUAUCUAUAUUUUUGUUAUUUUAGUGCAGUGCUUCCAAUGCAAAUCCAGUUUGCUUGAGUCAGAUUAAAGUCAUCAGAAAGGUA